AUGAAGACUCAUAUCUUUACAACCACUCUCCUAGGAGCAGUAGGUAUUGUCACAGCGGCCAAUCAAGCAUCCAUGGAUAUGGAUUCUUGGUGUAUUACGUACCUGUCUACCUACCUUGCUCCAGUUUCCAACCAAGCUAGCGCAUUACCAUCGACCAAGCGAGAGGCGGAGGAGUCAAUUGCGACAGACUCUCGUAGACUCCCACUCGUGCCAUCUAUCCCACUUACGUUUGGAAGAAACACUUCAACACCAAUGACUCGAUCUAUUUUGAGCGAAAAUAACCAGGAUGCGUCGACUUUGGAUACCUCGCUUAUUUCUCUGCAAUCCACUGACACCUCUCGUCCUUCUCCGGUCAGCGCUGAAACUUCGGAUUUAAAUGUUAAGCCAACUGGUUCACUCACCGACGAACUAGCUACCACUUCGACAUUGAUUCAAGACCUAAGCUCUACCGCUAGUACGAAUGUCUUCCCUACUUCGAGUAGUAUGACUGAACCUGCCGGACGAUCUAUUAUCUUACAAGUCUCCAUUUCCGACAAUGAGAGACGUGUUCGUAACAAAAGAGCAACUGGGGGCUUUGUUGGCAUUGAUAACCCUGAUGUCUGUACAUUUGCUGCCAUCUUCAAUCUCGCCGAAGGCCAGCUCUUCGAUGGAGGUGUGCCAAUUUACUAUUCAGGUGAAGAAUUCAAGGACUUAGCUGGACAAGGUAUUCCUUCUGGGGACUCAAUUACAACAACAUUUGCAACACCUGAUAAGUUCCUUGUAUUCAGGAACUCAGGUCUACCUAAUGGCGAUGCCGGCUUCUGCCAAGACUCUAAUGGCCAAGUUUAUAUUACUUUCACUGAGAGACCUCCUGGAUGUAUACCAGUUAAUUUGGCUGUUUAUAACGUUGAACAAUGUCAAGAUGGUCGACUUAUUGGUGAUGCUGACUUGACAUCGACACCCUACGAUAUAGUCACCUCCGAGACGGUGAUACCGGAAGCUAUCAGUUCGGAAAGCGUCACCAGUAUUGAAGGCAUAUCUUCAGUAGUGGAAACCCAAUCCAUUGAAUCUGAAUCUGAGGGCCUUCUUAUGUCAACAUCUGCAAUGGUUUCUUCCCGCGAGACUGAUUCAUCUGCUAAACCCAGUUCUUUCACUACUACUAUCCCCACUUCAGGCAUCGCUCCUGCGCAAUCCUCCAUUUUUUCUCAACAUCCCAACAAGGAGGCAUCGUCAUCUAUUGACAUAGACGAUUCAACUGUUCUUGAAAGUACUAUAUCCACCCUCAGCGAGACAACAAGUCCUAGGACAUUGGACAUGACGUCGGGGACUAUCAGCAGUAUCGACAUAUCUCCUAUAGAUACAACUACUACCGCGGAUACAACUACUGCCAGUGAGCUCGAAGCAAUUAACACCGACAGCACAACCACCGAAGACCAGCAAACUACCGAUAGCCCAACAGUCACUGAAGAUACUACUAGUGCUACCCCAAUCCCCACAUUUGCGAACCUUCCUUGCAAUGAUCUUGACAGCCCAUAUCAAGAUCCUAGCGGUGUCUCUUUCGAUAUUUUGUGCAAUAAUCAACCACGUGCCUACAUCCCUUUGGAAAAUAUUCAGACAGACAGUUUUACAGCAUGUGUAAAGUUCUGUGCUGAGGACACCCGAUGUGCUGGCUUGCAGUAUCUGAAGAAUACACGUCUGUGUGGCAUGUUCUCGAAUAGUUUCGAUGGCUAUGAGGAGACAACUGAGAUCGAUGUUGCGAUUCGUAUACUAGACGACGGGAGUCAAAUUACCACCAACAGCGACACUACGACAGCCCAAGAUCCAACGACUAUUGCAGAUACAACUACCACAGCUCUCUCAACGACUACUGCUGCAGAUCCAGUUCCCCCAUUCGUGGAAGCUAGCUGCAAUGAGGUCAGCAGUCCAUACGAUGACCCUAUCGGUGUUUCUUUCGAUGUUUUGUGCAAUUACGGAAUAUAUGGCAACGAUUUGAUCGAUAUCCUUCCUGGAAAUGUAUUUACAGCGUGUGUGAGGCACUGCGCUCUGGACGACCGAUGUGCUAUCGUGCACUUUGAUAGGCCAGUAAGCCUGUGUGUCCUCUAUUCGGACUUUGAGGAAUAUUUUGAUGACAUUCAAUUCGACGCUGCAAUUCGUAAAUCAGGGGACGAGAACCCAACAACCACUGAAGACACUACAACUACGGCUCUUUUUACAACAACUGAUGCAGACUCCGUUCCCGCAUAG
This is a messenger RNA of Fusarium venenatum, 2223 nucleotides long. NCBI's taxonomy places the organism in Eukaryota, Fungi, Ascomycota, Sordariomycetes, Hypocreales, Nectriaceae. The record is from RefSeq and is a predicted model, not a curated record.